AAAGAAAAAGGAUAUGGAAAACUAAGCAGUGAUGAAGACCUCGAAAUAAUUGUUGAUCAAAAGGAGGUAGUAGGUGUAACCUUGAAGAAAAAGUGGCACUGUCUUCAAAAAAGUGACCUGACCCUGGCUUUGGGAAAAGGCUCUAGGGCGGCAGAUAAGGCUGUUGCCAUGGUGAUGAAGGAGAUACCGAGGGAGGAGUCUGCUGAAGAAAAGCCCCUCCUUACUAUGACAUCACAGCUGGUGAAUGAGCAACAGGAAAGCAGACCCCUCCUGAGUCCCUCCAUCGAUGACUUUCUCUGUGAAACCAAAUCGGAGGCAAUAGCAAGGCCAAUAACGUCCAAUACAGCCGUGUUGACCACAGGCUUGGACCUCCUGGACCUGAGUGAGCCAGUCUCCCAAACUCAAACCAAAGCUAAGAAGUCUGAGGGCUCAUCGAGAACCUCAUCUCUCAAGAAAAAGGCAGAUGGAUCUGACCGCAUCAGUGCAGAUGCGGAGCAGAGAGGCCAGCCUCUUGGAGUCCCUGACACGGCAUCCUUAGAUCUAGACAUUCAAACCCAACUGGAAAAAUGGGAUGAUGUCAAAUUCCAUGGAGACCAAAAUAGUAAGGGACUUCCGAUGGCAGAGAGAAAGUCAUCAUGUUCAUCCAGGACUGGAUCAAAAGAGCUGCUAUGGUCCUCAGAACACAGAUCUCAACCAGAACUGAGUGGUGGGAAAAGCGCUCUCAACUCGGAGUCCACUUCGGAGUUAGAAUUGGUGGCCCCUGCACAGGCUCGACUGACCAAAGAACAUCGCUGGGGAAGUUCUUUACUUUCCAGGAACCACUCCUUAGAAGAGGAAUUUGAAAGAGCAAAAGCAGCAGUGGAGUCAGAUACAGAGUUCUGGGAUAAGAUGCAAGCAGAGUGGGAAGAAAUGGCUCGAAGGAACUGGAUAUCUGAAAAUCAAGAGGCCCAGACUCAAGUUACGAUCUCUGCUAGUGAGAAGGGAUAUUACUUUCAUACUGAAAACCCCUUCAAGGACUGGCCUGGAGCAUUUGAAGAAGGCUUAAAAAGACUGAAGGAAGGAGACCUACCAGUCACCAUCCUGUUCUUGGAAGCAGCGAUUCUUCAAGACCCUGCAGAUGCAGAGGCAUGGCAGUUCCUUGGGAUAACACAAGCAGAGAAUGAAAAUGAACAAGCAGCCAUUGUCGCCCUCCAGAGGUGCUUAGAACUGCAGCCCAACAACCUGAAGGCUCUGAUGGCUUUGGCUGUGAGUUACACUAACACUGGCCAUCAGCAGGAUGCCUGUGACGCACUCAAGAACUGGAUCAAGCAAAACCCCAAGUACAAAUACCUUGUGAAGAGCAAGAAAGGAUCUCCAGGCCUCACCCGGCGGAUGUCCAAGUCCCCAGUUGAUAGCUCAGUUCUGGAAGGAGUGAAGGAGUUAUAUCUGGAAGCUGCCCACCAAAACGGAGAUCUGAUCGACCCAGACCUACAGACAGGGCUGGGGGUCCUGUUCCACCUAAGUGGAGAAUUUAACAGAGCAAUAGAUGCAUUUAAUGCUGCACUAACUGUUCGGCCAGAGGACUAUUCAUUGUGGAACCGUCUCGGGGCCACCCUGGCGAAUGGCGAUCGCAGUGAGGAAGCCGUGGAGGCCUACACACGGGCUCUGGAGAUCCAGCCAGGCUUCAUCCGGUCCAGAUACAAUCUGGGGAUAAGCUGCAUCAAUCUGGGUGCCUACAGAGAAGCGGUCAGCAAUUUUCUCACUGCCCUCAGCCUGCAAAGGAAGAGCAGAAAUCAGCAGCAAGUUCCCCAUCCUGCGAUUUCUGGGAACAUCUGGGCUGCCCUCAGGAUUGCGCUGUCUCUGAUGGACCAGCCGGAGCUCUUUCAGGCAGCGAAUCUGGGUGACCUGGACGUCCUCCUGAGAGCUUUCAACUUGGAUCCUUGAAGGACAAACCACCACAGCCACCCUCAUCUGUGUAACUGUCCUGAGAAAUACUAAACUAUUUUAUUACGCAUUUCAAAAAGGGAUAGAUCAAAUGCUCAGAAGGUCAUGGUCCUAUAACCCAAGGGAAUUCCUACAGUUUCUGUUCAGGUCCAAAAGCACAAAAUGUUGUAUAUAGAGUUAAGGUUGGGCUUAAAAUGAGGCUUGGGAGAGGAAGACAAAGCAAGAGGAAGUGACUGUGCGUGCGCAUUCUUUCCACAAGCUCAAAGAUGCGCUUUGGGGGGUUUGGUCUCCAGUUGCAGUUGAUGAUGCAUCUAAGGAGCUUGUUCAUGGAGAAAGCACUGCCUCAGCUCAUGGAAGACUGACUUUCUGAACUGUCCCCCAGGCUUCCCCUCUUGCAGAAUCGAGCAUAGUUUGGACCAUUGGUGCAUGCACGUAUAUUAACUCUCAACUAAAGAGCAGCAUUGCUUAAACCUGUUCCAGUUUUCACUUUUACUGUAGUCCUUGGAUUCCAGAGAGGGAGCUUUGCUGGCUAAAGCAAUUUUUGCACUAGGAAUUUUUGCUGUUCCCAAUUGAAACUUUUCUGGGACUGUACAUAGGCACUUUCCUAUCUCAUUUAUGCCUUGCUGGAGUUUGGUUUUGUUGCUCCAAUUUUUAACUUGGGAGGGUGAAAGAUUUGCGAACUCAGCCUUGUCAGAUCAAGGGACCAAAUAUUUCUGAAAAUAGUUUUUCAUAGUG
This is a messenger RNA of Elephantulus edwardii (Cape elephant shrew), 2658 nucleotides long. RefSeq names its product peroxisomal biogenesis factor 5-like (gene PEX5L). The record is from RefSeq and is a predicted model, not a curated record. NCBI's taxonomy places the organism in Eukaryota, Metazoa, Chordata, Mammalia, Macroscelidea, Macroscelididae. The coding region runs from base 169 to 1923 and encodes 584 amino acids. The transcript is spliced from 15 exons. Gene Ontology annotation, molecular function: protein binding. Gene Ontology annotation, biological process: protein import into peroxisome matrix, docking. Gene Ontology annotation, cellular component: peroxisomal membrane; cytosol.